This is a messenger RNA of Paramecium tetraurelia, 1098 nucleotides long. RefSeq lists its product as uncharacterized. The transcript is spliced from 5 exons. Lineage: Eukaryota; Ciliophora; Oligohymenophorea; Peniculida; Parameciidae. The record is from RefSeq and is a predicted model, not a curated record.
AUGCUUUAAUUUAGAGGAUUCCUGAUAUUUGAUUUAAAGAGGUCAAUAUUCUUCUUUGAAAUGAGAAGAGACAUUGAACUCGACCCAAAAUGGUUUGCAUUUCAGAAGGAUGUUAGAAAAAAAUUUAAUGAAUAAGAUGUUUUAGAAGAUAAAGUUCUGGAAAUGAGCAAUAUUUAUGGAAAAAUAAGAGGAAAAUUUGAUGAUUUUCAAAAAAGGUUUCUGAUUCUAAUAGCCUAAAAUUCGGUUGAGGAUAUUUAUUUAGCUGAAUUAUUAAAUGAGAUUUUCUCCAUUUUGAUAGUCUAAGAGCAUUAUAUUAAAUUCUUCAAAGAGGAGUUAGAAGCUUUGGCUUUUUUUGAGGUUGAGAAAAUAAUUCAAAACAAAGAAUAUUAUUUAAUCUAAAACUUUCAUUCAAUGCAUAUUCCUAAUCUAUUCUCAUAAAUUUCCGAUAAUCAGAAACUAUUAUUUUCUAAUGAUGUAGAAUUACAAAUGGAAGUAUCAUAAUAAUAAGGCUAAUGUACAAAAGAACAGAUAAUUUUCAAAGGAUUUACAAUUUUUGAUACAUAAAGAUAAUGCUUUUAUAUGUUAAUUAAGAGAGGAUUUGAAAAUGACGAAUUAUGGAAGAUGUAAAGAACACAAAUUUCACAAUAUUUACUCAAAAGGUCAAAAGAUCCAUUGUAACAUUUUUUUCUUAAUUAUGAAAUGGGUUAAUUCCUGUUUGAAUAUGAUAAUUAGGCAAAAAAUUAUUUUAUACUACUAACUGAUUCGACAUCAUCUCAACACCCUUAAUAUUAAUUACUAUCUAAAUUAAAAGCUUUGGUUUAAAAAAUUCCAAAUUAUUAAAAACUAAACAAACCGCAAAUAGAAAAUCUUUUAAAAUUCAAUUUAGUUGAAGUGAUUGAAGCUGAGGAAAGAAUUUAUUACUAAAAAUACUAUCCUAAUUGGAUCGAAGAAGAAAAAAAAAUUAACCGAAAAUUAUUAAGAUAGAGAGGAAUGACUCAAAUUUCUUUUCAAGACUAAGGGACAUAUUAUAAUGAUGAGUUUUCAUUGACUGAUUUUGCAAGUUAACGAGUGAGAUUUGUGCACGAUUUAUUUUAGUGA